Molecule: messenger RNA, 9892 nt
Organism: Clupea harengus (Atlantic herring)
Lineage: Eukaryota; Metazoa; Chordata; Actinopteri; Clupeiformes; Clupeidae
Gene: plxnb1b
Product: plexin b1b
Biological process (GO): negative regulation of cell adhesion; semaphorin-plexin signaling pathway; positive regulation of axonogenesis
Cellular component (GO): semaphorin receptor complex; plasma membrane
Molecular function (GO): semaphorin receptor activity; protein binding
Source: RefSeq, a predicted model, not a curated record
CUAUCGAGGGCAGCCUUUCUGAGGUAAUCUGUUCGCCCAAGCCUAUUCAUUUGCUUCACUAGUCGCCGGUCCAUGUGAUAAUAGUGCAAGCGCACUGUGAAAGUUGGAGAAAAAAAACGGCUGCGCGCUUGGCUGGUCUUACAGAAAAACGUAGGCUCGCCUCGAAAAAAGUGCUGCUUGGGAAAGUUACAUGCAUCAAUUCAAAAGUUUCCUGAAAUUGGUUACUUUUAGCCUACAGACCGACGGGAGCGCGGAGUUUGUGUUCGGGAACGUGCGAGUUUCACCAGGAUUUUCAAACAGGAUAAAUCGCAAGUUAAACAAUCCAUUUGCACCCUAAACACAAAAUUACGUAGACUUCUGUGAAAAGGUGUGAAACCGAGGAAUUGUGGAAUUCUCAGCUGGAAAAGACUAAGGUUGAAGCCGACCUGCAUGGAGUGCCGACAUAAGUGAUUCCAGAAGGCGUUUGGAACAGCCAGGGGCCGAAAUAUUUCCAAGUGAAACAAGUUCAGCAGGUGGAGCCCAGAGGAAUGAGAGUGUGACUCAGCCAGCAGACGGAGGGUGGAGAGGUGACAUGCCUCUUUGACGCUAAUUUGGAAACAAAUGACUCAUUGCCAUGCCUGGCGGGAUGGUGGUUCUCUCCUGUGAGCUGGUCUCAUCCCUGCUCUUCACCCUGUGGGCCAGCAGCCUGGUGUGGGCUGCUGAGCCCUACCCCACUUUCAGCCGCAACGACACCCUCUUCGAGCACCUGGCGCUGCACCCCAACGGCGCGCUGGGCCGCGUGUACGUGGGCGCCCGCGACCGCCUCUUCCAGCUGUCGGGUGACCUGCUCCUGGAGGAGGAGGAGCAGACGGGCCCGGUGAAGGACAGCCGCGACUGCCUGCCGCCCGUCACGGAGCAGAACUGCCCGCAGGCGCGGCCCACCAGCAACCACAACAAGCUGCUGCUAGUGGACCCGUUCAGCCAGCAGCUCAUCAGCUGCGGCAGCGUCAACCAGGGCAUCUGCGAGAAGCGCAGCCUGGACUCGGUGCGCACGCUGCUCUUCGCCGCCGAGCGGCCCGUGGAUACGCAGUACGUGGCCGCCAACGACCCCAACGUCACCACGGUGGGCCUGGUGGUGGCCGGGGGGCCGUCGCGUGCCGGACGGCAGCCCGUUCUGUUCGUGGGCCGUGGCUUCACCAGCAGCCACCCGCCCAUCUCCACGCGCAACCUGGCCACCGAGCCCGUCUUCUCGUACGAGGACACGGCCAAGCUGGCGGUGGCCGGCCGGCUGUCCGAGUAUGACCACCACUUCGUGGCGUCGUUUGCGCACCGCGCCCACGUCUACUUCCUCUUCUACCGGCGCGACCUGAAGUCACAGUCGCGCGAGUACCGCACGUACGCCUCGCGCGUCUGCCUGGACGACUCGGCCUACUACUCCUACGUGGAAGUGCCGCUCAGCUGCCGCUCGGCCGCCGGGAAGAACUACAACCUGCUGCAGGCCAUGCGCGUGGGCCUGCCCAAGGUGCCGGAGCAGGACGGGGGACGUGAGCAUGGCUCUGGCCUGGAGACGGAGGUCCUGCUGGGGGUGUUCUCCACGCGCUCCACCUCCUCCAGCCGGCCCAGCGAGGACUCGGCCCUGUGCAUGUUCUCCCUGGAGGAGCUGGACCGCCGGAUCAACGCCACACGUGACCACUGCUACACACAGCACGGCCGUGGCGAGAACGGUGCCGAGGCCGCCUAUAUCGAGUACGAAGUCAAGUCCAACUGUGCUAAUCUACCCUCGAACACCCUUGAUGCUUACCCUUGCGGCUCAGACCACACCCCCAGUCCGAUGGCUAGCCGGGUGCCCGUGGAAGCUGAACCCAUAUUGGACAGCCGGUCCGUCCGUCUCACAGCCGUGGCUGUCAGUGUGAGGGCAGGACACACUAUCGCCUUCUUGGGAGACUCCAAGGGCAACCUGCACAAGGUCUUCCUGGGCCCAAACGGUGAGGUGGAGGAGUACGCAGUCAUCACCAUUCAGCCUAACGUUCCCAUCAGCAACGAGCUUAUCCUGGACCAGUCAGAGGAGCACCUCUACAUCAUGACUCACACCAUGUUGGAGAAGAGGCCUGUAGCAGAGUGCCAUCAGCACAUAGACUGCCAUUCCUGUCUGUCUGCCCACGAUCCUUACUGCGGCUGGUGUGUGCUGGAAGGAAGGUGUGGCCAGCGAGUGGAGUGUGCGCGCGGGGGACAAGAUGGCCAGUGGUUGUGGAGCUUUGACAUGGAGCAGCAGUGCCUGAGUGUCCAAACCCUUCAGCCCUCCAACAUGAGCCACGAAGAGAAGAGGAGUGUCUCUCUGUCCAUCCCUGGGCUUCCCCAUCUUGAGCCGGGAGAGUCUUACUCCUGCUACUUCCAGGAGAACUCCAGCCCCGCCACUAUCAGUGACGCGGGCGUCACCUGCUCCUCGCCCGAUACCAGCAAGGUGCCCGCUGUGCCCCGAGGACAAGACUUUGUCACAGUCAGCCUGUCGCUGCGUUUUGGGGAUGUGGUGGUAACCUCCAGGGAGUUCACCUUCUACGACUGCAAAGCCGUCAAACAGCUGUCCGGGAGUAUGCCUUGCCGUGGCUGCGUGUUGAGCCGCUGGAGGUGUAACUGGUGUGUCCACCAGCACACAUGCACACACAAGCCCUCCUGUGAUGAAGGACUCAUCAUCUACAACGAACAUUUCACACUCCCAACCUCACCCCCUCCAACAAGCCAGCUGGUGAAGCUCACCACCACCGCCCUGACCACCCCAGCCAGCACCACCUCAGCCCCAACCACUCCGGCCCCCACUGAGCCCCCUACAACCACAGCCCCAACUACAACCGCUACUACUACUACUACUACUACCACCACCACCACCACCACUGAAGCCCCCACCACCACCACCGAAGCUACAACCACCCCCGAACCAACCACUACCAGACCUGAACCCACCACGGUGAUGCACACCACCCGCCCUGCCACGCCGGAGCCCACGGUGGCCCCCACCACCACUGAGCCUUUGCUGUCCCCGGCAGACCCGACCUCCACCCUGCUCCCCGACGGCCCGACAGCCCCUGUGCUGGAGGAGACAACCUCCGAGGAGCUCACUUUGGCGCUGGAGACGGAGACGGAAGCUGAGGCAUUGAGUGAAACACACAUCGCUGUGGUGACAGUGGCCGACCUGCAGGUCGUCGUCGUGGAAACGGAAGCGCCACCAGUCACCGAGAGGCAGCAGGUGAUCCUGCAGGAGGAAGAGGAGGAUGAGGAGGUGCGCUUCAGGAUGCCAGAUGCCCCCCCACCUCUGGAGGAGCCAGGGAUGGAGGCUCCCGCUUUCCCGAGCAGCGAGGCUCCAGCCAUGGAGGAAUCCGCCACUGAUUCCCCCAUACAGACCUCCCAGGAGAGCCCCAUCCCCCCUGAAGAAGACCUGGAGCCCACAUUCAUCCAGCCCGAAACAGGCACCGAUGCACCAGAGGAAGACACCGCAGCCGACCCGGAAGUACUCCAGUGGCCUAGGAUGGAAGUGGUUGACAAAGGGGAAGGGACAGUGGGCAGGGCUGAGAACGACACCGCCACCUUCUCGGCCGCCACCAUGCUCUCCGGCGACGGUGAGGCGGAGCACGGUGCGCCCGCGUACCUGCGGCUCCUGGACGCCGACUCGGAGCUGGACUACCAGUACGACAUGGCCGAGGCUUACCUGCCGGGCGAUGAGGGCUCUGUGUUUAGCUUGGGGGCGUCGGCGUGUCCAUGUGUGGAGAAGGUUCAGGGCUCCUCCCUCCUGCCCGUGCAGGUGGAGAGGAAGAUCACACUGCAGGCCCGCAACCUGCACCUCUACCAGGACCGUGACCUGGAGUAUGAGUGUGUACUAGUGAUUGAGGGCCGUACGGUAGUGGUGGAUGCCUAUGUGGAGAAUGAUGAUUCAGACCCUGAGGUGUUUGACAUCACCUGCCAGCUUCACAAGUACUCGUACUCAGCUCCUGUGGAGGAGUACAACGCCAUGGUGUAUGUGAAGAGGAGGAACACCUUUCACGUGGACAGUGCACAAGACCUCUACGUGACGCUGUAUAACUGCUCGGUGGGCCGCUCUGACUGCAGCCGCUGCCACACGGCGGAGCAGAAGUACAGCUGCGUGUGGUGUGGUGGGGGCCACGCCAAGUGUGUCUACGGUGGCUCCUGCCACCAGGCCGUGGAGGAGACCUGCCCCGCACCUGUCAUCCAUUUUAUUGAACCGCUUACAGGGUUGAUUGAGGGGGGUACCGUCCUCAUCAUCACAGGCUCCAACCUGGGGCAGAAGGCCCAGGACAUCCAGCACUCGGUCACUGUGGCCGGGGUGCCCUGUGAAGUCAUCCCCGACCUCUACGAGAUCUCCUCCAGGAUCGUGUGUAAGACCAAAGCCAGUGGGGUGGAGAAGUCUGGCCACGUGCAGGUGGAAGUGAGCGGGGGCUUUUAUGGCCUCUCCAGCCAGCGGUUCAGCUACCAGGACCCUCUGUUGACAGCGGUGACUCCCCAGCGGGGUCCCGUAGCAGGGGGAACGUCUCUGACGCUGUCAGGUCGGACCCUGCUGACGGGCCGUGCCAGCGAGAUCAGCGUGCUGGUGGGCAGCGUGCCCUGCACCAUUGUGGGCGGUGUGCAUGAGGGUUCUAUAGAGUGUGUGACCAACAGCAGUGGUAGCUCCGGGGAGCACAGGGUGACGGUGCGAUACGGCAGCAGUGAGCGCCACCUCCACGGCACCAUGUAUCAUUACACGCCCAACCCCAACAUCACACAGGCCUCCCCCUCGAAGAGCUUCCUCAGUGGUGGUCGAUUGAUCUAUGUGAGUGGCCAUAACCUGGAUGUGGUUCAGGAGCCUCGUAUCCUGGUCACGGUCUACCCAGCAGAGUCCAGCCCACACAGGAGGAAGAGGAAGAGGAGGAGGAGGAGCAGCAGCAGCCGCGCCGCAGCUCUCCUCAGCCCAGACCAGGAGGACAGCCUGCUGGGAAGGCACAGACGGAUCAUUCCGGAACCUGAGUGCCCCAAAGGUGUGCUCUGCUCCGCAAAACAGUACGGGGAGCGCUGUGAACCCAACACCACGUCGCUGCUCCUGUGCCGGACCCCAGCGGUGGACACCUAUGCCCGGGGCGGACACGUGCAGGUGGAGUUCCUGCUGGACAACCUGCGCUUCGACUUCCAGGCUGUGAUGCAGACGCCCUUCGUCUACGAGCUGAACCCCACACUGCGACCACUCAACCAGCACGACCCCAGCAAGCCCUUCCGCUACAAGCCUGGCAGCGUCAUCUCUGUGGAGGGGGAGAAUUUGGACCUGGCCAUCUUUAAGGAGGAGGUGGUGGCGAUGAUAGGGGAAGGGGGGUGUGCUGUGAAGACCCUCACCCAGAACCACCUGUACUGUGAGCCGCCCCCACAGCAGCCCUCACCAGGCCUGGGCAAGAGGCGAGAGGGGGCCGACCCCCUUCCAGAGUUCACAGUGCAGAUGGGCAACCUGAACUUCUCUCUAGGCCGAGUUCAGUACGACACCCUCAGCCAGUCCACCUUCCCUCUGGAGGCCAAGAUCGGAGUGGGGGUGGGAGCCUCCAUCGUGGCUCUCAUCGUCUUCAUCAUCGUGCUCAUAUACAGGAGGAAGAGUAAACAGGCUCUGAGGGAUUAUAAGAAGGUUCAGAUCCAGCUGGAGAACCUGGAGACCAGCGUACGUGACCGCUGCAAGAAAGAGUUCACGGACCUGAUGACGGAGAUGAUGGACAUGUCCAGUGAUCUCGUGGGAUCCGGCAUUCCCUUCCUGGACUACCGGCGGUAUGCGGAGCGGAUCUUUUUCCCAGGUCACCGAGAGUCUCCCCUCCGCAGGGACCUGGAUGUGCAGGAGUGUCGCCGAGCAACAGUGGAGCAGGGCCUGGUGCAGCUCUCCAACCUGCUCAACAGCAAGCUCUUCCUCACCAAGUUCAUCCACACGCUGGAGAGCCAGAGGACGUUCUCGCCCCGUGACCGAGCGUACGUGGCCUCUCUGCUCACCGUGGCCCUGCACGGCAAGCUGGAGUACUUCACCGACAUCCUCAAAACCCUGCUCAAUGACCUAGUGGAGCAGUAUGUGGCCAAAAACCCCAAACUUAUGCUGAGGAGGACGGAGACGGUGGUGGAGAAACUGCUGACGAACUGGAUGUCCAUCUGCCUCUACGCUUUCCUCAGGGACUCUGCUGGCGAGUCUCUCUACAUGCUCUUCAGAGCCAUCAAGCACCAGGUGGACAAGGGGCCGGUGGAUGCUGUGACGGGCAAAGCCAAAUACACCCUCAAUGACAACCGGCUACUACGCGAGGACCUGGAAUAUCGCACCCUGACCUUGAAUGUAUUAAUGCAGGGUGCAGGGACCAAUGAAGCCCAGCCUGUCACUGCCAAAGUGUUAGACUGUGACACCAUCUCCCAAGUGAAAGAGAAGAUCCUGGAGGCGGUCUACAAGAACACCUCCUUCUCACAACGCCCCCACUCCGACACCCUAGACCUGGAAUGGCGGUCAGGUGUAGCCGGUCACUUGAUCCUCUCAGAUGAAGACCUGACAUCUGUGGUGCAGGGGAACUGGAAACGUCUCAACACAGUACAACAUUACAAGGUUCCAGAUGGAGCAACUGUGGCCUUGGUCCCACGGCACAGUAAACACAUUCACCAUGACCACCACGACUACGUGGCGGGAGAGAAGACCCCAAUGCUGGAGGAUUCGGACGAGGGCGGGGUGCGGCUGUGGCACCUGGUGAAGGCCAGCGAGGAGCCAGAGCUCCCCAAACACCGGCGGGGCAGCCUGAGGGAGAGGGAGAGGGCCAAGGCCAUCCCCGAGAUAUACCUCACACGCCUACUCUCCAUGAAGGGAACACUCCAGAAGUUUGUGGAUGAUUUGUUCCAAGUGAUCCUCAGUACGAGCCGCCCGGUCCCUCUGGCCGUCAAGUACUUCUUCGACCUUCUGGAUGACCAGGCAGCUCACCACGGGAUCGUUGACCCCGAAACCAUCCACAUCUGGAAAACCAACAGUCUGCCACUGCGGUUCUGGAUCAACAUCGUGAAGAACCCUCAGUUCAUCUUUGACGUUCAGGCGUCCGACCACGUGGACGCCGUGCUGUCCGUCAUCUCCCAGACCUUCAUGGACUCCUGCACCAUUGCCGAGCACAAACUGGGCAGGGACUCGCCCAUCAACAAACUGUUGUAUGCCAGAGAUAUCCCGCGGUACAAGCAGAUGGUGGAAAAAUACUAUGCUGAUAUUAGACAAACCAUCUCCGCCAGCGACCAGGAGAUGAACUCCGCCUUGGCUGAGCUCUCUAGGAAUUACUCAGGGGAGUUGAAUUACCUGGUGGCCCUCCAUGAACUUUAUAAGUAUAUCAACAAAUACUACGAUCAGAUCAUUGGAGCUUUGGAGGAGGACACCACGGCUCAGAAGAUGCAGCUGGGCUACAGGCUCCAGCAGAUAGCCGCCGCCGUCGAAAACAAAGUGACGGACUUGUGACCUGGGAAUACGAGUGUGGGCACGGGAGAGAGAAGGGAGAAAAUGAAAGCGUGGCGGAAAACAGACAAGUAGAACACAGGACACAGGACAGGGGGGGGGGGGGGGGGCUCCUCCAAGUCACUCACUGAUUGAAAAACAUUGAGGAGGCAAGUGGGCGGGAGGGGAGUGUGAGUAAGUCGUUUGAACACACUGCCUUGUAGGUGCCCCCAUUCUUUUGAUGUCGAGGGAGAGGGAGGCAUUGUGUUUGCCUCACUGAAGUUAUCACAUUCCAUGUUGUGAGUUGCAGAGUUGGCUUGAGCCGACACAUACCGAGUUAGUCGGAGGACCCAAAAAAACAGCUGCUCCUGACAAAUAUCACAAAAAUGCCGUUUGGGGAAAAGACACAAGUGGGGCGCUUCAAAGCAAUGGGCAAAAUGCAGAAGCAUUUGACCUUGACUGGUGAAGCUGGUACUAGUUGUGAACAGAGGAGACUGAUCACGCAGCGGAUUAGAGGCACCUGGUGUGGCUACAGCGAGCUAUACACAGGAGAAGCAUCGGUUCUGCUGGGGGACGGCUGCACACCUACACCUCCUCUCCACCAGCCACAGCACAGGACCCCACACCACCUGCACUCACACCGUUUCCCUUCAGUGUGUGCAUGUGUGUGUGACACAAGAAAGCCUAUGAUUAUGCCCUCAACAACUUCUGGAGAGGACAUGGCGUUCCAGAUCCUCUUUGACAGUCUUUUUUUGAAGCAACUUCAUUGGAUGGACUGAGCCGAGCGCAGACAUGUCCAAAUGCGGUGGCUGUGGACCACAGUGCUGUUGAGACAGGCAGAGUUUGUCCCUUGUGGCGAGGAGUGAUGGUCUGGCCAAGCAAACAGUAAAAACAAAGUUGUAUGUUACAUCAUUCUGGUGUCAAGCAACAUGCUUUUCCUGUCUUUCUCUACCUCUCCCUUUCUGUUUGUAAGUGUGUGAGUGCGUGUGUGUGUGUGUGUGUGUGUGUGUGUGUGUGUGUGUGUUUGCUUUUAGCUCCCUUCUCACCCAAGAUGUAUAAAUCUGAAAUGAGGAACCUGCAUUUGGGCAUUAGUUGUAUGCUUCCUCUUCCUUUUCUGAAUAUCACUGGCAAACAAAAAAAACUACCAUAAAUUAUGAUCCUUCGAUGUUUUAAUUAUUUAUUUAUGUUUUAAUGGCAAACCCUCUCCCUUCAUUACCCACCAUAUCUAUCAACAUGCACAUAUCCGUCCACAGUACAGCUGAGCAGAGGGGUUGUUCGGGAAUGCUUUUUAUCAUUAUCAAGAGGGCCUGGUUAUACACAUAAUUCAUGUUUUUUUUCAUGUGGUACCAUCAGAGGUGAAAGCAUUUCACUAACACUUUGAGCUCUUCCAUAGGCCCGUAAUGCUACUGUAUGUAACACAAUAGAAGGGGCUGAGAAACAAAUUUCCGUAAAACCGUCAUCAGUGUCAAAACCAGUGGUGCAUUUGAUAGAUGGUUCGAUGCUUCACUGUGGAGUGUGAAGUGUUUCAUUUCUGUUUUUUUUUUUUUUUUUAAAUGGUAUUUUCUUCUUUAGCUUCGCUGAUAUUGUUGUUAAGAGUCACUGUAAGGAUGGUUACUAUAAGCGAUGAACACGAUAUCUUUUUGGACCGAUGGACUGUCCGAGAUCAUUGGCAUAUGGUGUGGUUUUGAAAUAUGUAUUUUAACAUUCCUCUAUGUGGUUCCAGAAUAAGACCAUUCAAGUGAUCAAGUGUGACAAAUUUUUUUUUAGUUAUUUGUGUUGUACGGUACUUACCUUAUGAAGACAUACUGUCUUGUUAUUAUGGACGCGAAUGUUGCUGGAAAAAAGGUGAUGCUGGUUUCGUGUUAAAUGUAGUUCUCUUUUGGAACACACGAGGGCAGCAAAGAUAGUAGUAAUCAAUGACUGUCAGAAUGACUCGAAAGUGGAGGUGGAACACACUGCUGUACUUACGCACCUGUAGUGACAUCAUGUCAAAUUUAAAUAAAAAAUAACUGUUCGCCAUGAGCCCAUUCAAUAGUCGUUUUACACAAUCUGAUGUCUGAAAUACUAUUAAUGUGUAUGAUUACACUCUAUAUGCCACACGUGUGAAGUCUUUGAAAAUAAAAGUGCUGCUUGAGUGGGACAAGUGGGUAGGCUACGUGGAAAAUAAAAGGUCAUUAUGGUUAACAACUGCACAAAAACUCUUGAGUAGCUUCUCUGUUAGCUCAGAUUCGUUGAGUAUGGCUAUGUUAUUGAAAAGCUGUCCAACUAAAGCUUACAGACUGACCAAUUGGUUAGAUGAGGAAUUAACGUAAUGCUCAUUAGGUUGUAUAAAUUCAGUGUAGAGCAGGCUCGUUUUCACAGCAUUUCCUUUGUUAAUAUCCUUGUAAAUACUGUUUUAACAGAUCCUCAAUGUAGCCCAUUUACUUGUUUAAUAAAAUGCUAUGUCAUGGACAAACAUGC